AUGAAGCGCCAGGCGCGGCAGCGAGCGGCCUUGCUGGGUGCUGGAGACGCUUUGGAGGAGAAGGCGACGGUCUGGGUGAUCGAUGAUCCGAGGGACGCGAGGUUCGGCGAGGUGCUCGACGAACAGGCCAUCGAGAAUCCGAAUAGAUUUGUGCAUAUGCGGUCGAUGGGUGUGAUUUCCCUCGACGGUGUGGAGCGCCUGAUCGUGAAUAUCAAUCGCGAGGAGCGGGGCGAUUGGAUGCGAGACCAGCGCGAGCGAGGCGUUGAUAUCCGUACCAUCGGGGACCAUCGCUCGAGGCUCGGGCGUCGUGACGUGGACUUCAGAGACGCCGUCGAGAUGAUGGAGCAUGUGGAGUUGGCUGACGCCCCAGAUCUCGGCCCCCGUGCGAUGGGGGAGUUCCUUGCGUCGGUCGCCACGGGCAGCGGGAACCUUGUGAGCUGCCAGGCAGAGUGGGAACGGCUCAGCGGUGUCUCUGCAGGUGGCACUCAGAACCACGAGCACCGCAUCUGCAGCUGCAGUCUGAUGCGGGCCGUCUGCCUGGACCAGCUCAACGCGAAUGACCUCCACUGCAUGGAGGUGGCGGUGCGCCGCAUCAUCCAGAUAAAGAUGGCCGUGCAGAGGAACCCGCGGCACCCCGACUUUUCGGGGCUGGAGGACGUCGUCGCAGGACCGACUGCGGCGAGUGGGCCAGCCUCGGUGCCGAAGUACCUGGAGCGCGUGGUUGCCCGCCAGAAGGAUCGUGCCCACAUCCUGAAGCAGAUGCGGCUGCGCAGGACGGUGGGCGCCGUUCUGGUGAAGCUGGAGGCGGUGCCAAGCGCAGUUGGAGUCGACAAAGCUCGACGAGUCAGGCCGCGUGGAGAGCCGCCGACAGCAGUGCAGCGCAGCGUGCUGGAGUUCGUCCAGGAGCGGAUCGACUUCUUCGGCAAUCCUCCCUGCGAAGCGGUGGACGGCGAGAGGUCCCUUCGGGAGAUCCUCGGAUCCACUGGCCAGUGCGAGCUGGGGCCGCAGCAUUUGGCCGGCUACGACGUCGCGAAGCUGUGGGUGUGCAAGGGGGACAUCCAUCCAGUUCCUGUGGUUGAGCUGCUGCCAGCUGAGGCGGCAGGCUUUCCGCGUCAUUAUCAGAACCAGAUCGAGCUCACCGAGCCUGAAGUGGCCGAUCGGGUCCGCGAGGCCGGGGUCUGCCCGGGCCGUAUUGGGGCCCGCUACUUCGCGGCGAUGCUGAGCUGCGACGUGGCUUUUUCCCGCCGACUUGCUAAGAUCGGCAUCGUGGGCUUCAGGCGGGCGAUCAAAUCUCGCUGUGGCGCCUGUUUUGUUCGCGAGAGAGAUGGCGACAUCCUCUUCAUCUGCGACGCUAGGGCUACCAACAUGUGUCAUCGGCCUCCGCCUCGGACCGUUCUCGGAGGCGCUGCUUGCAUCUCGGAGAUCGACUUGAGUGGCUACGCGGCUUCGCUCGGAGGUGUUGGAGGCGUUUGCGAGCCUCACUUCUCUGGAGCUGAUAUCAAGGACUGUUUCUACCAGCUGGCCAACGAGGAGAUGGGGGGCUGGUUCGGGUUCGACUCGGCGUUGCGCUUGGAGGACUGGGACUUGGACUUCUACCGCACCUGGGGCGACUCCGUCGGUGGGUGGACGCCUGCGGUCGCUGGGGAGAUGCUGUGCCCCUGCCUGAGGGUGCUUCCCAUGGGUUGGGCUUGGGCGCUUUACUUCGCUCAGGAGGUGGUGUCGAACCAGGUUCGAGCCUCGUGCCUGGAUGGAGACCGCCAGCUGCUUCGGGGCAAGCGACCUGCCCCGCUGCUUCGACUUGGGAAGCCGCCAGCCGCCGUGCACGUCGACAACUUCACAGGCGUCGGGGGCUCGGCGGCUGAUGCGGCUGCUGGCGUGGGGGCGUUCCAGGCCCGCGCUGCCGUCGCUGGGCCGGGCCUGCGCGCGGCCAGCAUCGCGGUGCAGGCCCUGCUGAAGAGGGGCCGCGCUAGUGGGCCUGAGCUUCGCACCUGGGCGGGGCGCGCUGUGGCGCUGCUGGGGCUGCAGCCCUGCCUGCUCUCGCUGCAGGAGGUGUGCCACUUCGUCGGGGGUGGCUCGCGGCGUCGUGCCGCCUUGCCGCCGCUGGUGAGAGGCGAGCUGCGGAUGGCGGCUGUCGCCUGCCUCCUGACCGAGGUCGACUUGGGCGCCCCUCUGUCCGACGAGGUUCACGCGUCGGACUCCUCUUCGGGUGGGUUCAGCCUGACCUGCGGGAGGAGGCCGUUUCGGGCGGUCUGGGGCGCCCACCGCUGGCGGGAGCGCUGGCGCUUCGUGGAGGUCGGGGCGGACUCUAACACCAGCGUCUACACGCGGCUUACCUCAACCAGCUCCAUGGCGUCACAGACGGCUUCGGGUCUAUGCUGGCUGAGGGAGCGGCGAAGCGCGCUGACGUCGGCGUUCGUGCUGCAGGGCCUGCUGGAUCCUG
Prorocentrum cordatum is the source of this 2440-nucleotide messenger RNA. The record is from the annotation of a GenBank genome assembly. NCBI's taxonomy places the organism in Eukaryota, Dinophyceae, Prorocentrales, Prorocentraceae.